AUGAAAGAAGAAGUUAGCGCAUCUGAAGCAGAUGCUUUCACCCAUGCUCUGGCGGGAGGUGCCGGAGGCGCCAUUUCGAUGGCACUCACGUACCCGCUUGUCGCAAUCACCACCAAGCUUCAGACGCGGAAGGCUGCAGCAUCCGAGGACUCUGAAAAGACAGCUAGCAUCGGUGAAACAAUCAAAGAGAUUUACCGCAAAGAUGGGAUUGGUGGCUAUUUUGCGGGUCUAGAGAGUGCCAUUGUCGGAACGACCUUUUCCACCUUUGUUUACUACUACUGCUAUGAAGCGUCUUCCAGAUGCGUGCUGUCGUCGCGGCGAAAGCAGAAACUGAACACUGCAGAAUCAAUGCUUGUGGGGACCAUCGCUGGCUCGGUGAAUGCUGCCGCAACUAAUCCCCUAUGGGUGGCCAACACAAGAAUGACAGUGCAAAAAAGCGAGCGUAACACUUUGGGCACUCUGUUGGAAAUUGCAAAGACGGAGGGCCCAACGGCGCUGUUUAGUGGCCUGAAACCUGCUUUGAUUUUGGUGAUCAAUCCUAUCAUUCAGUAUACAGUCUUUGAACAGUUGAAAAAUCGCGUGCUGGAGUCAAGUCAAAAUCCCACUUUAAGCCCUGCCUGGGCUUUCCUACUCGGUGCAAUCGGUAAAAUUGCCGCGACGGGCAUCACAUAUCCUUAUGUUACUAUGAAGGCCAGGAUGCAUCUUGCAGGGAAACACGAAUCGUCAGCUCUACCAAAAUCUCUUGUGUCAGUGAUGAUUGAAAAAGUCAAGAACAAUGGCGUUUCAGAGCUUUAUCGUGGGAUCGGCAUAAAAUUAGUGCAAAGCGUUCUGACAGCCGCAUUUUUGUUCUACUUCAAAGAGGGACUCGUUGUCUGGAGUGUCAGGCUACUCAGAGUAUUGUCCCGAUUCACCAAGAAGAACAAACGUCUCUUGACGGCUACUUGA
Lachancea dasiensis is the source of this 945-nucleotide messenger RNA. The record is from the annotation of a GenBank genome assembly. NCBI's taxonomy places the organism in Eukaryota, Fungi, Ascomycota, Saccharomycetes, Saccharomycetales, Saccharomycetaceae.